AUGGGGACUGAGAAAAGGGAGGUGCUUCCCAAGGAAGAAAUUUCUGAAGAAUCUGAGCCUCGUGGUGGGUUGACAGUAGGAAAACUUGCCCUGGAGGGUUACCAAGGCCGUGAGUUUGGCGCAGCGAAUGAAGCAGACUUACUAGAGGGACGUUUGAGAGAGUCAUCGGCAGAGAUCAUAGAGCAGAUGUGUCCCCAGGACAAAGACUGUGCAUCAGGGUUAACUCUCUUUAAGAAGUCCUCCUUAGGUGGGAAAGGCCAGAACAACAGCGAGCGGGAGGGAGGCUUGGGCCCUAACCCGGGCGCGGUGGUGUGCCGGGGAGACCCGGCGGCAGGGGGGCCUGGCGCGUUUGCCGUCUCUGGCAUGGAGCUUACGAAAGCACCGAGGACUCCGGGCGGAGAAAAGCCUCACGCGUGUAAAGAAUGCGGGAAGGCUUUUAGUCAGAACUCACACCUCAUCCAGCACACGCGAGUUCACAGUGGAGAAAAACCCUUCGAAUGCAAAGAGUGUGGGAAGACAUUCGGAACUAACUCCAGCCUUCGGCGGCACCAGCGGAUCCACGCCGGAGAGAAGCCCUUCGCUUGUAGCGAGUGUGGGAAGGCCUUCAUUCAGAGCUCACACCUUAUCCACCAUCAUAGGAUCCAUACUGGGGAAAGACCUUACAAGUGCGAAGAGUGCGGUAAAGCCUUCAGUCAGAACUCAGCCCUGAUCCUGCACCAGAGAAUCCACACUGGCGAGAAACCUUAUGAGUGUAACGAGUGUGCGAAGACCUUCCGGGUCAGCUCGCAGCUCAUCCAGCACCAGAGGAUUCACACCGAGGAGAGAUACCACGAGUGCAGUGAGUGUGGCAAGGCCUUCAAGCACAGCUCGGGCCUCAUCAGACACCAGAAGAUCCACACCGGGGAGAAGCCCUACCUGUGUAACGAAUGCGGGAAAGGCUUCGGUCAGAGCUCGGAGCUCAUCCGCCAUCAAAGAAUCCACACGGGAGACAAGCCCUACGAGUGCAACGAGUGCGGGAAGACGUUUGGCCAGAACUCAGAGAUCAUUAGACACGUCAGGAUCCACACCGGGGAGAAGCCCUAUGUAUGCCGAGAAUGCGGGAAGGCCUUCCGGGGUAAUUCGGAGCUCCUUAGACACGAGAGGAUCCACACCGGGGAGAAGCCCUACGAGUGCUUUGAGUGUGGGAAGGCCUUCAGGCGGACGUCCCACCUGACAGUGCACCAGAGAAUCCACGCUGGGGAGAAGCCCCACCAGUGCAGUGAGUGUGCAAGGACCUUCUGGGAUAACUCUGAGCUGCUGCUCCACCAGAAGAUCCAUGGUGGAGAGAAACCUUACGAGUGUGGCGAGUGUGAGAAAACGUUCAGCCAGCACUCGCAGCUCACCAUCCACCAGAGAGUCCACACUGGAGAAAAGCCGUAUGAGUGUCGGGAGUGCCGGAAGACCUUUAGCCGGAGCUCUCACCUCCUCCGCCACCAGAGCGUCCACUGUGUGGAGUGACCUCCACACCAGGAAGG
Acomys russatus (golden spiny mouse) is the source of this 1514-nucleotide messenger RNA. RefSeq names its product ZFP3 zinc finger protein (gene Zfp3). NCBI's taxonomy places the organism in Eukaryota, Metazoa, Chordata, Mammalia, Rodentia, Muridae. The record is from RefSeq and is a predicted model, not a curated record. The transcript has a single exon. The coding region runs from base 1 to 1497 and encodes 498 amino acids. Gene Ontology annotation, biological process: regulation of cytokine production; regulation of immune system process; negative regulation of transcription by RNA polymerase II.